UUUGUGACAAACACCACACAAGGAAUACAAAAAUGGCAUUCAAAUUCGCAGUCUUCGCUGCCAUCGUGGCCGUCGCUAACGCCGUCGCCAUUGGAUACCCAGGUGCCUACCCAGGUGCCUACCCGGCCGCCUACCCAGCCGUUGGCGUUGCCAAGGUGGCCUCUCCAUAUGCCUACCCAGCUAUUGCCAAGGUUGCCUCUCCAGUACUCGCCAAGGCUGUUGAUGAUUAUGAUCCAAACCCACAGUACAGCUACAGCUACCACAUUGCCGAUGCUCUGACCGGAGACAACAAGGAACAGCAGGAAUCUCGCUCCGGAGAUGUCGUCACUGGAUCCUACUCUCUGGUUGAACCCGAUGGUACCCGUCGUGUUGUUGAAUACACUGCUGAUCCAGUCAAUGGAUUCAACGCCGUUGUCCACCGUGAACCACUUGGCGUCAAGGCUGUCGCCCCAGUUGCCAAGUUCGCCGCCCCUCUGGCAUACCCAGCUGCCCAUGUCGCCGGUUACCCAGCUGCCCAUGUCGGAUAUCCAGCCUACGGAAAGGCCCUUAUUGGUUAAACUUCGAAGCACAGCCUAAACACCUCUUCACUUCAACCCUUCUAAAGCACUUCCCCUUUGAAGUCAUUAGUUUAAACAACUAUUUAUUUAUUCUAAACUAUUUCUUUGUUAUCUAUGUCUCACUCCUCUACUUCUUUUCCCAUAAAGCUACAAAUGUGAGUUUUCUAGUUAUUCCAAGCUCAACUGAAUGCGUGUACAAAAGAUAUACAUAUAAUUGUAAAUGUGAAGAAUCUUAGUGAGUUGAGAUGCUACACAAAGUAUCUCAACCAUUGACUGUGUGAAUUGAACAGAGUGUAAAUUAUGCUACCGUAAGCAACCGUGAUGGAUACUCAUUGCGGUCAAAUAAAUGCAACUUCUACAAAAG
This is a messenger RNA of Ochlerotatus camptorhynchus, 921 nucleotides long. Its product is annotated as larval cuticle protein A2B-like. Gene Ontology annotation, cellular component: extracellular matrix. The transcript has 3 exons. The coding region runs from base 33 to 557 and encodes 174 amino acids. NCBI's taxonomy places the organism in Eukaryota, Metazoa, Arthropoda, Insecta, Diptera, Culicidae. The record is from RefSeq and is a predicted model, not a curated record.